Molecule: messenger RNA, 1011 nt
Organism: Chlorocebus sabaeus (green monkey)
Lineage: Eukaryota; Metazoa; Chordata; Mammalia; Primates; Cercopithecidae
Gene: CLIC3
Product: chloride intracellular channel 3
Source: RefSeq, a predicted model, not a curated record
UCUGUGGGCACCAGACUCAAGUCCAAGGCAGCCCCCCACACCAUUCCCCCACCCUGAGGUCACACCCUCAGGCUCAGAUACCCCGGGGUCAGGCUGGCGUUGCUCAGGCAGCCGGCUCUGCACGCUGGGCAGCUUCAUCUGCCCGCCUAGGUGGCUCCAUGGGGCGGGCCCCUUGGCCAGGGAGGGCGGGGCACACAGGGAGACUUAAAGAGCGACCCAGGUCCCCACCCGGGCCUGACCGCGCAGCUCCCACCAUGGCGGAGACCAAGCUCCAGCUGUUUGUCAAGGCGAGUGAGGACGGGGAGAGUGUAGGUCACUGCCCCUCCUGCCAGCGGCUCUUCAUGGUCCUGCUCCUCAAGGGCGUACCCUUCACCCUUACCACGGUGGACACGCGCAGGUCCCCGGACGUGCUGAAGGACUUCGCCCCCGGCUCGCAGCUGCCCAUCCUGCUUUAUGACAGCGAUGCCAAGACAGACACGCUGCAGAUCGAGGACUUUCUGGAGGAGACGCUGGGGCCGCCCGACUUCCCCAGCCUGGCGCCUCGUUACAGGGAGUCCAACACCGCUGGCAACGAUGUUUUCCACAAGUUCUCCGCGUUCAUCAAGAACCCGGUGCCCGCGCAGGACGAAGCCCUGUACCAGCAGCUGCUGCGCGCCCUCGCCAGGCUGGACAGCUACCUGCGCGCGCCCCUGGAGCACGAGCUGGCGCUGGAGCCGCAGCUGCGCGAGUCCCGCCGCCGCUUCCUGGACGGCGACCGGCUCACGCUGGCCGACUGCAGCCUACUGCCCAAGCUGCACAUCGUCGACACGGUGUGCGCGCACUUCCGCCAGGCGCCCAUCCCCGCGGGGCUGCGUGGCGUCCGCCGCUACCUGGACAGCGCGCUGCAGGAGAAGGAGUUCAAAUACACAUGUCCGCACAGCGCCGAGAUCCUGGCGGCCUAUCGGCCCGCCGUGCACCCCCGCUAGCGCCCCACCCCGCAUCUGUCGCCCAAUAAAGGCAUCUUUGUCAGCA